This is a messenger RNA of Arachis ipaensis, 1139 nucleotides long. RefSeq lists its product as uncharacterized. NCBI's taxonomy places the organism in Eukaryota, Viridiplantae, Streptophyta, Magnoliopsida, Fabales, Fabaceae. The record is from RefSeq and is a predicted model, not a curated record.
UUUGUAAUUUUCUCAACAGAAAAAGAACAGAAGCGGAGCAUGCAGAAGGUAAAAACGGUGCGUUUUAACACUUCAGCUACUGUCUUCUUCCUCAAUCGUUCUAUUGUUAGGGUUUCCAAAGUUGCUGAUCUCCCCCAUUUUCUGCCAUCACUGACAUUCACCCACGCAAUGAGAUUCAAAUAGCGCGUUUUCAACAACCCAAUUUCGAACAAUACCUCCAUUCUCCUAACUUUUUGUUACCCUAACUAUCGAAAUCCGACAGGAACCUGCGACACGUUAGUGUUAUUUACAGUGGUAAUGACUUACAUGGAUGAGGAUGGUUCUUCUGGAUCUGGAGAUGAUGUGAACAUGUUGGAUGGGCACAAGCGUCAUCCUGCUGCUGUGCCAUCUGGUUCAGGUAGCCGUAAGCGAAGCCGAAAGGCUACCGGAGAUGCCAUUGUUGACGCCAUGCUCGAGAUAGCUGCUGCUUCAAAGAUGAGGGCAAGUGUGAUUCUGAAGAACGAGGACAGGUUCACCAUAAGCAGGUGCAUCAAGGUGUUGGAUGAGUUGCAGGGUGUUGAUGAUCGAGUCUACUUCCUCGCCUUGGACUUGUUUGAGAACAAUGCCACUGCCCGUGAGAUCUUCGUCUCUCUCAAAGGUGACAGGAGAUUGCCUUGGUUACAGGGAAAAUGUGGUGUUUCCUCUAGUUGAUCUUAUUUGUGAAUAUGGUUGGAUUUUGUUGAAUGAGGAAUGUUAGGGGCCAACAACUUUUGUAAUUUGUAGCCAUCAAAUAGUCAUCAAUGAUGGUUUUAAUGGUGUGAGAUUGGUGUGAGAUUUCAUCUAAUGACUCACUUUUCUUUACUGGUUACAUGUUGGCCAAAAUUUAACAAAGUUGUUGCCCCCUAAACUUUUCCUUGUUGAAUAAGUCCUAUACUUUUGUACAGCCUAGUAGACUAGUAGAUUCAAAGGGAUUAUGUAUAUAGAGUUUGACUUUGUUGAACCACCAUUAUGUGUUCUUAUAUAAGGUGUAUGUUUAGUUCUUUAUAGAACAUAGAAUUGGAAAAAAUAGAAUUUCUUUCCAGGCGCCUCUAGUUGAUGUGCUACUGCAGCUUUUGUAGUUUUAAGAUGAUCAAAUUCUCAAAUUAAAUUAUACGUUUAAA